Molecule: messenger RNA, 1387 nt
Organism: Pneumocystis murina B123
Lineage: Eukaryota; Fungi; Ascomycota; Pneumocystomycetes; Pneumocystales; Pneumocystaceae
Exons: 7
Coding region: 55-1347 (430 amino acids)
Biological process (GO): DNA replication, synthesis of primer
Cellular component (GO): alpha DNA polymerase:primase complex
Source: RefSeq, a predicted model, not a curated record
AAAAUUAUAUGUAAAUUAGGGAGAUUUUUUGAGGAGAAAUAAGGCUAUAUUUCAAUGAAAUACGACGAAAUACCUGAGGAUACAAAUGAGUUUUCUGAUCCGGGUGUUUUUUUUGCUUUUUACCAGAGGAUUUUUCCGUUCAAAUAUGUUUUUCAGUGGCUAAAUAGAUCUCCUGUCCCUUCUAAAUCAUUUUUAAAUAGGGAGAUUGCUUUUACUUUACAAAAUGAUGCAUAUUUGCGCUACAAUUCGUUUCCUACAUAUGAAGCGUUUCGUAAAGAAGUUUUAAGAUUAAAUCCGUCUAGAUUCGAGAUAGGACCUAUUUACAACGCAAAUCCUAGAGAUCGUAAGACUUUAAGGAAGUUUAUGUUUAAACCUCUUGAAAAAGAGCUUGUUUUUGAUAUUGAUUUGACCGACUAUGAUGAUGUGCGAACAUGUUGUUCAAAAACAGAUAUUUGUUUAAAAUGUUGGGGGUUUAUUACGGCUUCAAUAAAGGUUAUUGACUCUACAUUAAGGGAUGAUUUUGGAUUUGAAUAUAUUUUGUGGGUUUAUUCAGGAAGACGAGGUGUACAUGCAUGGGUUUGUGACAAAAAGGCACGUGAACUGAAUGAUCAAAAACGUAAAGCAAUUGCAGCAUAUCUUGAAGUUUCAAGGGGAGGUAUAGGAUAUGGAAAAAAAGUGGAAUUUAAGAGGCCUCUUCAUCCUUCUAUAAGUAGAAGUCUCCAUAUUUUGAAAGAAAGUUUCCGCUCGAAUAUUCUUAUUUCUCAAAAUCCUUGGGAAAGCGAUGAGGGAUCGGAAAAAUUGCUUGAAUUUAUCACUGAUCAUGACCUUAAAGAAACGCUUCGUGAGAAAUGGAAGUCCCAACCAAUGAGAUCUAGUUAUAAUAAAUGGCAUGAUAUUGAUGUAGUAGCUGAAAGCGGUGUUUCAAAGAAUCUUGAUACAAAAGCAUUAUUAACAGCAAAGCAGGAUAUAAUUUUAGAAUAUAUGUAUCCAAGGCUUGAUACUGAGGUUUCUAAACACUUAAAUCAUCUUUUGAAAUCACCAUUUUGUAUACAUCCUGGAACAGGGAGGAUAUGCGUGCCUAUUGAUUCCAGCUGUUUUGAAAAGUUUAAUCCUUUUGAAGUGCCUACUGUUACUCAGUUAUUGAAUGAAAUUGACGCAUGGGACAAAGAACAUAAAGAAAGUCUAGAAAUAUCAGAAAAACAAGAGCAAAUUCAAGACUAUGAAAAGACUUCUUUAAAGCCUUAUAUAGAAUAUUUUAAAAAAUUUACUUCUCUUAUCAUGAAAGAUGAAGCAAUUAAUAAAAAGGAAUUAGAUAAAAGCGAAGGAUCUGUUAUGCUUGAUUUUUGAUGUAUCCUUAUAAGAAGUAUAUAGUUGUUUCUUUCAAAUA